CCCACCUUCAUUUUUUAUCGCUCGACGCGUCAAUAUUUGGCUUCUGUUAUUAACAUAUAUGAUCGCAUAUAGUCACGUGUUUUAUAGAGAUUCAUUUUUCACUAUUCCUUUUCUCUACCUAAUACGAUAACUUAUUUCGAACCGAUGCUUCGUGAGGAGGAAGCCCUACGGUAGAGGGAAGAUGAGAAGAUGGAUCCCGACUAGAGGUUCAGUAUUUUCAGGCCUUCGCGGCCGAAACUUAAGUGGCUUAAGAUGCUUUAGCAUCGCUGUCAAUAAUGUAGAGCGAGUGAGUUUUCGCACCGGCUCUUCGGGCUUUGCUACUAUUGAUCUACAUAACAUUGCCAAAGUGCCAUCACCAGGCCCUUUAUUGAUAUAUUUACCACCAUACUCAACAGCCUUUUCAGACAGGCCUGCAGAAUUGCCAAGAUUUAUCCAGAGAUGGCCAACUGCAGUAAUAAACUACCGUUGGGUUGGCUACCCCCCUUCCGAGGAUACAGCUACACAUUCUUCAAAAUCCGAUACGGACCCAGCAGAGAAUGAAGAUGAGGAUGAAAUGUCUCAUCUCGCUUGGCCAUCACCCAUCCACGACACAGCAAGGGCGUAUGAGUGGAUCGUAGAGAAUCUCGGCCCAGCAAACUACACACGUCGGGAUAUAUACGUUUACGGCUCUUAUCUCGGCGCCUCACUAGCAGUAUCGUUAACCCUUACAGAAACCCAUCCCCACGCGCGGAUGGGUAUUCGAGGAUGUGUCGCCUACAACGGGAUAUAUAACUGGACUACAUUUCUCCCUGACCACCGAAUCAAUGAGAAGCCACAGCACCAAUCGCGGAAUAUACUCGAAGAGAUUCUCGGCCACCCAGCCGAGGACCCCGAAUUCCAAGAGCUGAAGCAGCACAGGGAAGCACUGUUCACAAAACCCGGUUACCUCUUCGAUCCCUUCGCGAGUCCCUGCCUGUUCUUCCACACACCAGGAAUUUUCGUGCCGCCAGAUUUCAACUCAACGGCUCUCUCACCGGCGGAAUUGCUUCCGGAAGAUCUUGCCCUGCUACCGGACGAUGCGCCGGAACUAUUCAUGCCCACGAAAUCGCCGAGGAAAAGCACGCUUAUAUUCCCACCCAGGAAGUCGACGUUAAAAAUCCCCGAGGCGCUACUACUGCAUUCCUCGCCCCCUCAGAUGCCACCCUCGCUUUGGAGGCGACGGCAGAGGCGCAAGAAGAUCGCACAGAACAAUUUUAGGACUCAAGCCGAAGAUCUCGCCGGCUUGAUGCGUCGCAGUAUCGAUAAGGUCGAGCUGAAGGAACGCUCUAGGUGGGAUGAAAGCGACAGCUGGGACGAAGAGGCUGCUAGGAGAGUUCAGCUUCAGAACGUGGGGUUAGGCAAGGGUGGUUUCGAGCUCGAUAGCAAGGGGGAGGAAUUGGCUGCUGCUUGGCUGGAGGAUCACAUGGGAAAUCCGUAUUCCAAGUAACUUUGUAUUUUGACUAUACAAUAUGAGGAAUCUAUACCACUCAAUACUGUAUCUACAUCAACUUAAUGAUCUCCUAUUCC
Messenger RNA from Annulohypoxylon maeteangense, 1545 nucleotides. RefSeq lists its product as uncharacterized. Bases 182 to 1465 code for a protein of 427 amino acids. The record is from RefSeq and is a predicted model, not a curated record. The transcript is spliced from 2 exons. Lineage: Eukaryota; Fungi; Ascomycota; Sordariomycetes; Xylariales; Hypoxylaceae.